Molecule: messenger RNA, 1205 nt
Organism: Nelumbo nucifera (sacred lotus)
Lineage: Eukaryota; Viridiplantae; Streptophyta; Magnoliopsida; Proteales; Nelumbonaceae
Molecular function (GO): zinc ion binding; nucleic acid binding
Source: RefSeq, a predicted model, not a curated record
AUAGGAGCCCUUUCUCAAGUUUACACUUUACUACCCAUUUGUUAGGGUUUCUUAUCGGGUAAUCACCCCUGUGAUUCAUUUUGUAUUUUCGCUCCGUCGCUCGGAGUCUGGACUCCUCGUAGGUCGUAGCACAGAGCAAUUCGCAAGGAAGGAGCUAUUGGUGGUUUUGAUCGGUGGUUUCCAGAGUUGUUGUAGUUUUGGAUCUCUAUAUCUGAAGAAUUUAAUUGGGAUAUUUUGUAUUUCCUCGAUAUGAGUCCAGACAGCAGCAGGAGUCCUCCACGAGCUAGGCGGUUCCGCAGUGGCGAGCGUGCAUCUUACCGUGAUGCUCCCUAUCGAAGGGAUCGCCGCAGUUACAGGCAAGAUUAUCUAUGCAAGAACUGUAAACGACCUGGACAUUAUGCCAGAGAUUGUCCUAACGUGGCUGUCUGCAACAAUUGUGGACUUCCUGGUCACAUUGCCUCUGACUGUAACUCAGCAACCAUGUGUUGGAACUGCAAGGAGCCUGGACAUGUUGCAAGCCAGUGCAACAACGAUCCAAUCUGUCAUGUGUGUGGCAAAACAGGUCACCUGGCUCGUGAGUGCUCUGGUUCAGGCUUACCUCCUUAUGACCCAAGACUCUGCAACAAUUGCUACAAGCCAGGCCAUAUUGCUGCUGACUGCACCAAUGAGAAGGCCUGCAACAACUGUCGCAAGACUGGCCACCUGGCCCGUGAAUGCCCUAAUGAACCUGUCUGCAAUAUCUGCAAUGUGUCGGGUCAUGUUGCCCGUCAGUGUCUCAAGUCUGGCUUAGCAUCGGAGAUAGCUGGUGGACCUUUCCGUGACAUAUUCUGCCGCAACUGCGGCCAACCGGGUCACAUUAGUCGUGAUUGUGUCUCGAUUGUCAUCUGCCAGAAUUGUGGUGGCCGCGGUCACCAUGCAUUCGAGUGCCCCUCGGGUCGAAUGGGACUACGCAGAUACUGAGAGGGGAAUAUAUUGCAGGUAGUAGGUGGAGUUAUUCAUUGGAAGUUUUUGAUAUGUUGCAAUUCUGGAAAGUACUUGUUCUCUUUUGAAUAUGACGUGCAUUAGAAAGUUUUUUGGCCAUUUUUUUUCUUCUUGUACUUGGAUUCUCUUAAACUCUUCACAGCCUGAGAUCUUUCUGUUAGUGUUUUCUUGAUAGCAAUCUAGAACCGCAUCCUUUUCCUUGGGGGCUGUGGCUCGCCAACUUA